This is a messenger RNA of Drosophila santomea, 3323 nucleotides long. RefSeq lists its product as uncharacterized. NCBI's taxonomy places the organism in Eukaryota, Metazoa, Arthropoda, Insecta, Diptera, Drosophilidae. The record is from RefSeq and is a predicted model, not a curated record. Bases 1348 to 3195 code for a protein of 615 amino acids. The transcript has 7 exons.
UAUUCUAUUUUUAAAUCUGCCAAACAGCUGACAAGUUAGGAAGCACAAGCUCUCUCGGCUCUCUCUUUUCUCUCUGUGUCCUGGUCAGCGACACAAAGUCUCACCCCUUGUCGGAGCUUGAACCUACGCCAAGUUUUGCUGCAUUGGUCCCGCUCUCCUUCCUACGAGGCGAUAGUCGGACAGCACGAGAUCCCAAAAGGACCCCGAGCAGAUGUCAAGCAACCACCAAAGGAGCAGCAUCGUCGUCGUCGUCGUCCUCGCCCACACAUCGUUCUUUACCGUUACAGCUGUAGGUUCGGCUCAGUACCGUUAAGUUCGCCAAUCGCACAAGUUCGAUUCCCAAAACGCUUGGGUUUUUUUUAUACCAGCAAGAACUAGACAACACACAGAUAUCUGGGAAUGUUGUAAGACGUGGAUUAAUGCACUGCAAACCGUACAAGUGCGCCGUGAAAGAAAACGCAAUUAAAAGUGCAUUAAAAAUUAAACGAAUAGUGCUUGUGUGUGCGUGCCAGUGAGGCAAAAAGUUUUGCCUGCGCCAAAUUGGCAAAAGUUAAAUGUUUAAAGAGCCAAGUUGGGCGAAUUAUGUGAAAGUUUCAACUCGAUAGGCGAAAACACAAUGUUUCGGUAAUUGGCAGCAGGUGGAAAAGCAGUCCGAAAAAGCUCGGGAUAACGAGCCACGGCAGACCGAAAGAGGACCAACCCAGAUUCGCAAAGUUCGUGCCAUAAAUCUGCAGUUUGCAUGGAAUUAAUACCCGACUAGAAGGCGGCGGCAGACGGAGGUGCUGCACAUGCAACACACAUUAGUGGGUCACUCGAAGAUGAUGACGCUGCUGACCACAGCCCCAACCACAACGGCAACCGCAACGGCAGAAGUAAAACCAACAAAAACAAGCGAAACUCGAGCCGAUUUGUGGCAGCGGGGGCAAAUUAUAUAAAAUUAUCAUGCAGGGCAGGCAGCUAGCUAGUUGGCCACUCGACAACGGCAGGCGGGACAAGGCUAAACAUCCUCAUCAGCAGCAGUACAGCCACAACCAAAGCCACAAGCACAAGCACCACCAUCACCACCAGCAACAACAACAACAGGAACAACAGCGGCCGGCGGCGUAUACGUAAUGUGCGCCAUGACGUAUACGUAAUGUGCAUCAGGGUUUGGCCAAUUUGUCCAAGCAAGCUAUAAACCACUAAGCCAGCGGAAACGCAAACGAAAAAACGAAACUCGAGCUGCAAAAACUAAAACAUAAACCGAAACUGCUAACGACGCAAACGGAAACUUCUUGGCCAAAUGGCGAAAGUUCUCAAACAAUUGCGAAUGUGUUGAGAAGCGGCAGCCGGUGCGAAAAUGACAAAAUGGCGAAGUUAACGUUGCCUUGUCUACUGCGGCGACUGCAGCUGAUGGCGCUGCGAUUGCAACUGCAACUGCAACAGCAGCCACAACAACAUCAACAACAGCAGCAGCUGCAUCCACACGGCUGCCACUUGAUGGCCAUGCAACUGGGCCAGGCCGUGCUCCUCUACGGCUGCCUCCUGCUGCUCCACGCCUCCGUGUCCGCCUCUGUCCUGGCCUCGUCCUCCGACACGGCUGCCAUUCCGACCCUGCUGAACAUCUCCGGCACGGCGGAUCUGGAUGAAGCACCGCAGCAGCAACAGCCGGAGCAACUCGAGAAGCGCACGCGAAAGCGUGAUGCCGCCAAUGUGCCUGAUGAUGACGACUAUGGCAGUUAUCCGGACGACGUCGACGAAUUGGAGGCCUUGCUAAAUAAUAAGUCAGCUAAGGGGAAAUAUAUUGGAGCGCCGUGCAACGAGCUGAAGUGUGACGUCAAGCUGCUGCACGUAUCCUGCGACAAGGAUUCGCAAACCUGCAGCUGCGAACGCAACUACCCAGUGCAACUUGGACUGAUAAAGGGUUGCGCCAAACCUAAAAAACUGGGCGAUCAGUGUUUCUACGACGAGACCUGCAUCUACAACGACGAGAAUUCCCUUUGUGUUCAGGUGCGGCACAAUGCGAUGUGCCAGUGUGCCAGCGGAUUUCACUCAGUCAGCUACGUCAAGCCAACGCGCCGUGUCUUUUGCACUCCAGAUCUCAGCGAACUGAGUUCGGACCUGCCCACCUUGCUGGGCGUCUCCACGGGCAUCGCGGUUCUGGCCGGGCUCAUCUGCAUGGUGCUGCAUCUGUUCAGCAAGACGAAGUAUCCGCGGCAUCGAAACUACGGAGAUGCCAGCAUUCCGCCGCCCAUUCUUUACUCCAGCGAUACAGGGAUACCGCUUACCGUUCACUCGGCGCGUCCGUCGUCGCGUUCCAGCAUCCGGUCGACGGGAUCGAUUGGCUCCUAUGGCAACCGACGCGCCUCGGUCGGCGGACUGGGCGGGGGUGGCGGUGGAGGCGUGGCCGGAGGCGGGGCCGGCGGAGGAGGGGCGUCUGGAAGCGGCGGCUCGAAGGGCAUCCUGGUGUCGACGUCACGAACAGGUGCGGCUAGAUCGGCCGCCAUAUUGCUCAUAUCGUGUCACAUAGCGGCGGUGUCCAAACAGAAUUCCCGGGCCUCGUCGCGGCACACAUCCGGAGCGGGAUGCAGCCAGCAUUCGCGGGACGACCUUGAUGAUGGUGGUGGCGGUGGCGGUGGAACUGGUAGUGGGAGUGGGUGCCGCAGCUGCGAGAGCACACUCUCGAUGAACCGCCACCUGCAGAAGCAACUGAACCACCAGCGGCAUCUGCUCAGCUUCGAGCUGUCGCCGGCGAGGUCGAGGAAUCAGGAUAGAUUUAGGACAUUGUUGGGCAUGAAUGGCAUUGAGAAUUUUGGGGGCACUGAGGAUGAGGACGAUGAGUGCGGUCCGCAUAGCAUAGAACCCAGCACAACAGUUCCUCAUGCACAUGAUGCCCAUGCCAUUGCCCAUGCCCAUGCCCAUGCCAUUGCCCAUGCCGAUAGCGAUCCGGCUUAUCCAGAUGCUGUUACUGGUGGCAGUGGUGCUGGUGGUGGUUAUGCUGGUGGAGGUGGAGGUGGUGGUGGAGGUGGUGUUGGUGGCUACGGCUACGGCCAUGUCGGUGUGGUUGGUGGUUACGGUUACGAUGCCGACACCAAUGGCGGCGACUCCAGCGGCGGAUUCGCCACUGGCGCCGAGCUGCAUCACCUGCAAAUUGGCGCACUGCCCACGCCGGCGAGUGAAACGCCACGAUUUGCGGUUCUCGAAGACCAAGUCUAGCGUCGGUGCACAGCACCAGCUCCUCGGUGCGCAGCUACAGCAUGAUGCGCUUCGAGAAGGAGACGCAGCAGAAGGAGAUCCGGCAGGAGAUGAAGCUGCGACUGGCCCGCUUGCAGCAGCAGCAGCAU